This is a messenger RNA of Dichotomopilus funicola, 1482 nucleotides long. RefSeq lists its product as uncharacterized. The transcript is spliced from 4 exons. The record is from RefSeq and is a predicted model, not a curated record. NCBI's taxonomy places the organism in Eukaryota, Fungi, Ascomycota, Sordariomycetes, Sordariales, Chaetomiaceae. Bases 1 to 1482 code for a protein of 493 amino acids.
AUGUCGGCGCCUGCGAACCGAGGAAAUCAAUGUCAAUGCCGGAACCCCCGAACCCAAAUCCUGGGACCAGCAUGCCGAAAGUUUCAUCAGUGUCUCGGAUCAGAGGCUGCCGGUGUCGGCGACUACUGCGAGGCUUGCGUGAGCAACAAAUGCCGCCAACGCGAAUGUGAAGCCAUCGCCAAGUCGCGCGACCCCGACUGGCGCAAGGCUUCAGGCGGCGUAAAGUGCCUCUGCGCCUAUGACACUAUGAUCGGGUGUACCGCGCCACUUGACUGCGCGCUCUACGGUCGUGAUGAGAGCGGGUACUGCGCUGCUUGCCGGCAAAACAAAUGUCUCUCCCACCCCUUCAACAAGCAGCACCACUUCAAGCAACAAUCCCCCGUGACCGGCCUAUACUUCAUCACCCGACGGACGCGUCACGAGAUAGAACAGCUGCCGGACCAGGCUGUUCUGAACAACUUGCCGCCUGUGCCGUUUCCUGAUGCGUGGGGGGUUCAUGAUACCGAAUUGCCGCGGCCGAUCUUGCCACGGCCGGAGGCGGCUGCAGCCCCCGGCAGCAGUACCGAACCCGUGGUGGCUGCUGCGUCCGUCGUGGGGGGAGGACUUGGGGCUCGUCCUGCUUCUACCCCGCCUCCCACCCAGAUCCCAGCGCCGGCUUCUACUGCGGCCGAACCCUCCGCCGUGGGAGCCGUGGGAGCCGUGGGAAGCAAAACCCCCAUCGCCGUGAAGCCGAGGCCAAAGACCAACACCGCGACCAACACCCACCGGAAGAGCCCCCCAAACUUGGACUCAGCCUCCAACCCCAAUCCACCCUCCGACUCCGACUCCGACGCCAGCCAAUCCACCUCCGACCAAGACGAAGACGAAGACCAAUACCAAGCCGAAGAGUUUGACUUUUUCCCCGGCCUGGAAGACCCCAACUUCGACUGGCGUCUUGCUAUCGAUUUUGGUACGGGGUAUAGGGAUAAUUUGCCGGAUGUUAUCGGGGGGUAUUUUGGCGGUGCGGCCUCUGCAGCGACUGAUCCUUCGACUGCUCCUCCCUCCCUGCCUUUUGAUGGGGUUGGUGGUGGUGAUGGUUUUGAUCUGGGUGGUGGCCAAGGGGGUGGCCAAGGGGGUGAUGUCCUCGAGGGGGGUGAUAAUUCGGCGGAGGGGGCUAACAGCUACAUUGACAACGUCGACAGCCUCGACAACCUCCACAGCUACAACGACAACGCCAACACCACAGCCAACAACGCUCACAACAGCAACAGCAGCAAUAGCAGCACUGCCAACCCCAACAACAGCAUCGUCAACUACCCGCAGAAGCAGGACCGCGGAAUCCCACAGUGCCACUGCCUCACAGGUGAGCCACCAUGCCGGGUCAGCGAACUAUGCCAUGGGAGGACACAUCGGCAGGGGGAAAGGUGUGACAUGUGCGUGCUGUUUGCGUGUGAUUUGACGAAUGAGGAGCUGGGAUGGGCUGAGGGGGUGGAUGGGAGGUAG